AUGCAAAAGGGCAAGUGUGAACUCCUCCCCGAUCUGCCCCCAAGGCUCUCGGUGGAGCCCCAGGCAUGGCCGGGAGGCCGAGACGUCCGGGUGACAGUCCGAGCGCCCAGCUCCCAGCCUGAGGAUUAUGCUGCCCCGGGGCUGGGGCAGAGAAAGACCCUGGUCGUCCUGGAUAUCGUCUGUCUGCUCGUGGCCUCCGUCCCGUUCUUGGUCUGUGAGGUUGGCCUGGUCCCCCCCAUGCGCCGCGGCUUCUACUGCAACGACAACAGCAUCCACUACCCGCUCAAGCGGGCGGAGACCGUCAGCGACACGGUGCUGAUCUCGGUGGGGAUCCUCAUCACCUCUGUCUCGAUCGCCCUGGGCGAGAGCUACCGCAUCCACUCCCUGCGCCUGGGCUCCCGCUCCUUCGUCCCCAACCCCUACGUGGCCGUCCUCUACAAGGAGAUCGGCGCCUUCCUCUUCGGCUGCACCGUGGGCCAGUCCCUCACCAACAUGGCCAAGAUCACCGUUGGCCGCCUCCGCCCCCACUUCCUGGCCGUCUGCCGGCCGGACCUCGCUCUCCUCAACUGCUCCCGGGGCUACGUGGAGGAGUACGCCUGCACUGCGGGGCCGUCGCAGGAGAAGGAAGCCAGGAAGUCCUUCUACUCCGGCCACGCCUCCUUCGCCAUGUACAGCAUGACAUACCUGGUGUUCUACCUGCAGGCGCGGUUAACCUGGCGGGGCGCCCGUCUGCUGCGCCCCCUGCUGCAGUUCAUCCUGCUGCUGCUGGCGCUCUACACCGGCCUCACCCGCAUCUCGGACUACUGGCACCACCCCUCGGACGUGGCCGUGGGCUUCCUGCAGGGGGCGCUCAUCGCCUACUGGGUGGCCUUCCACAUCUCAGGCAUGUUCCGCCACAAGGCCCCAGCCUCCUGCCUGCCCCCGCUUUGCCCCGAUAGCCCGGACUCCAGUGGCCACACCAACUGCUAG
This is a messenger RNA of Emys orbicularis (European pond turtle), 969 nucleotides long. Its product is annotated as phospholipid phosphatase 3-like. Gene Ontology annotation, biological process: phospholipid dephosphorylation; signal transduction; phospholipid metabolic process. Lineage: Eukaryota; Metazoa; Chordata; Testudines; Emydidae. The transcript has 6 exons. Gene Ontology annotation, molecular function: phosphatidate phosphatase activity. Bases 1 to 969 code for a protein of 322 amino acids. The record is from RefSeq and is a predicted model, not a curated record. Gene Ontology annotation, cellular component: plasma membrane.